UCCAUUUCUUGUUUUCUUGAUUUUUUUUUUCACACUCGUUUGUGUAAUAUAUACAGAUCUGCUUCUAAUAAUAGAUUUUUGAUGUAUCAUGUCAUCUGAUUUGGAAUUUAUGUUGGAUGUGUUGGAUCUAUGGAUUCAUGUAUUUUUUCUGGUUAAUUCUCUAGAUCUAGUCAUUUGGAAAUUUGGAAUCAUGAUUUUUUCAUUUUCUCAAGAAAAGGACUGUUUGAACUUUAAGUAGUGUGCGGGAUGAUAUCUUUGAGCACUUAUUGCUCAAUUGCUGCAAAGAGAUACUCCACGGCCUCUUGAAACUCCAACACCGGAGUAAAGUGUUUUAGGUGUCUCAUUGUAGUUCCUGUGGCGAUAAUAGUGAGAGUGUUGAUAGAUUGCAAAUUAAAUUUAAUUAGAUUCGUAGAAUGUGAAGUUCUUUUGCAGUUUCACUAAUGAGUUGAUAAAUUCCCUUCGUUGCGGUCUUGUAUGUUUUCUUAAUUGCGAAAUCCCGUCUGUAGUUUGAGUUUCGUGUACUGACAUUGUUCUAGGAAAGCUUCAUCCCCACCAAAAAAAUAAAAAACCCGUGUACCGUCAAGCUUGGGGUCUCCUUGUCUUUCAGCUUUCUUACCGGACGGGCAUAUGGCACGAGCUGAGUCAAGUUUAAGCUUGGGUUCCUCAGAUGCAGAACCCCAAGCAUGAACCAACCUGAGCUUGACAAGUGAUAUAAUGUGGCGGGCUGGCGGCUCUGCACUAUUUCUUUUGGCAGCAUGUAGAGUUGGCUCACUAAUGUUUUUGUGGCUUGCCAACAGAUGAACACACGCAUUAUACAAGAGAUAUAAUAUAAUGGAGAUUGAUUUGACACCCAAAUCUUCAAAGUCUGUAUACCGAAGCGAUGGUGGAUCAUACUUCUCAUGGUCCCCUUCUGAUCUCCCUAUGCUCAAAGAAGGUAACAUUGGAGCAUCAAAGAUUGCUCUGCAGAAGAAUGGUUUAGCUAUGCCAAGCUAUUCUGAUUCCGCCAAGGUUGCUUAUGUUCUUCAAGGAAGCGGUACUGCUGGUAUCAUCCUUUACGAAGCUGAGAAGGAGAAGGUGAUUGCAGUCAAAGAGGGUGAUGCUAUUGCGUUGCCUUUUGGCGUUGUUACUUGGUGGUUCAAUAAAGAGGAUACCGAACUUGUUAUUCUGUUCAUGGGUGAUACUACAAAAGGUCACAAAGCUGGUGAGUUCACCGAAUUCGCUCUUACUGGUGCUAAUGGUAUCUUCACUGGAUUUACAUCUGAGUUUGUCAGCCGAGCUUGGGAUUUGGAAGAAGACAAGGUUAAGGAGCUUGUUGGAAGCCAAAAGAGCACUGGAAUUAUCAAGGUGCAAGAUGGUUUUCAGAUGCCAGAGCCUAGUGAGGAAGACAGAAAAGGGAUGGCUUUGAACUGCUUAGAAGCACCUCUUGAUGUCGAUAUCAAGAAUGGCGGGCGUGUUGUUGUUCUGAACACCAAGAACUUGCCAUUGGUUGAACAGGUUGGACUUGGAGCUGAUCUUGUCAGGAUCGAUGCAGGAUCAAUGUGCUCUCCUGGAUUCUCCUGCGAUUCAGCCUACCAGGUUACUUACAUUGUCCGCGGUAGUGGCCGUGCACAGAUUGUUGGUGUUGAUGGCAAGCGCAAGAUGGAAAUAAGAGUCGAAGCUGGUAACUUGUUCAUUGUCCCAAGGUUUUUCGUGGUUUCGAAGAUUGCUGAUGAAGAAGGUAUGGAUUGGUUUUCCAUCAUCAGUACCCCAAACCCAAUUUUCUGUCACUUGGCAGGAAGGACAUCAGUCUGGAAGGCAUUGAAUCCCCAAGUUCUGGAGGCUUCUUUUAAUGUUGCAUCUGAAACAGAGAAGCAUUUCCGUUCCAAGAGGACUAAUGCUGAAAUCUUCUUCCCAGCACCAACAAACUAAGAAGACUCUGGGAUUUCCUGUUGAUAAUUUGGUCUUGCAGACGCUUUGAAGUUUUAGAUUUUGUAUUUUAUUGGUUUCAAUAUUAAUGAAUUUUAGUUUAUUUUGGUAA
Papaver somniferum (opium poppy) is the source of this 2017-nucleotide messenger RNA. Its product is annotated as 13S globulin seed storage protein 2-like. Lineage: Eukaryota; Viridiplantae; Streptophyta; Magnoliopsida; Ranunculales; Papaveraceae. The transcript is spliced from 2 exons. The record is from RefSeq and is a predicted model, not a curated record. The coding region runs from base 832 to 1908 and encodes 358 amino acids. Gene Ontology annotation, molecular function: nutrient reservoir activity.